CCCCCCCACCCGUAACCUCAGUCCCGUUGGAAGUUAUGUGCACUUUGAUCUGAAGAAUUUAUUUAUCGUUUUGGUGUUUGCGAAUCGCCUAACGUUUGCUACGAAAUUCGCAUAGAUUGACACAAAGUUGCAAACACAGUUCGAGGGCGAAUUCUGAACGGUGCACGCCACCUUAACUACAUAAGAAAAGUCCGUUGCAGUCUACCCGACUUUUGUAAACUCUUCGUAGUUCCGGCCUUCGUUCAUUUUUUUUUAACUGGUUCAGAAAUGCAACUAGAAGAAUCCUCAGAUGCCAAAAAAGAUGCUUCAUUCAUCUGUGGUGUUGUAGAAGGCUUUUAUGGACGACCAUGGACGUUGGAUCAGAGAAAAGAUUUAUUCAUUAAAAUGCAAGAAUGGGGAAUGAAUUCAUAUUUGUAUGCCCCAAAAGAUGACUACAAACAUAGGGCGUAUUGGAGAGAAUUGUACUCGGUUGAAGAAGCAGAGCAUCUAACUAUGCUGAUUACUGCUUCCAAAGAGUGCAACAUAACUUUCAUCUAUGCUCUAUCUCCUGGACUGGAUAUUACAUACUCUUCUUCCAAAGAAAUGGUGAUCUUAAAAAGAAAACUUGAUCAAGUCGCUCAAUUUGGGUGUACGGCAUUCGCACUACUCUUUGAUGAUAUUGAAGCCGAAAUGACAGAAUCCGACAAGGAAGCAUUCCAAUCAUUUGCACAGGCACAGGUGUCUGUAACGAAUGAGGUUUAUGAGUAUUUAAACCAGCCAAAAGAAUUCCUGUUUUGCCCGACACAGUAUUGCGCUUCAAGAGCAGUACCUGACGUACCCAACUCGGAAUAUCUGAAUACUGUGGGAUCGAAAUUGGCCCCUGGUAUAGACGUGAUGUGGACAGGUCCAAAAGUGAUAUCGCGUUUGAUAACACCUGCAUCAAUUGAUGAGCUAACGGAAGUUCUUCGACGCAAACCAGUUAUUUGGGAUAAUCUUCAUGCAAAUGAUUACGAUCAAAAGCGUAUAUUUCUUGGACCUUAUACUGGUCGACCUUCUGCCUUGCUAACAAAACUCAAAGGUGUAUUAACAAAUCCUAAUUGCGAGUAUGGAGCGAAUUUCGUUGCAAUCCAUACAGUCGCCCAAUGGAGUAAGUGUAGCAUUGAACAUGCUCACGACGAGAACCAGAGUAGUGAUGCUAUCAGUGCCGUGUCAGCUGAUAUCAAACUGGAACAAGAAAGUCGUAAUGGCCGCAGCGAUGACGAGGAUGUCUCGCUCCCCAUGCUCGUAUACCACCCGCGUUUGGCGCUCAAGAAAUCUUUACAAUUAUGGCUUCCUGAAUUUAAGCGAACAAAAUCCAUGUGGGGACCUAUUAGCAAGCCACACGUCAAUAAUGUUCCCCCAGUCACGUUCGGCGCUACGGGUCAAUCGGGAGUUCCCUGCUGCAGUUCCGGUAGCCUUGAGGAAGGUGGUACAUCCCCUGGAUCGGCUCCAAUGCCCACAGCAGAUCAUAGUAGUGCAGAGGAUGCCAAUGAACUCGCCAGCGAUGCCACACUGACACCCUGCCUCGUUGACGGAACCGAGAGCGCUGGAAGCUCCAGUAUGGUUAGUUUGGACAGGGUAGCCGAAUGCCUCGAACCAAUGGAAACGGUAGAAAGCACCUCAAGCGCAUCAUCUCAAGCCAAGAAUUUGGAUGUGGAAGACGUCGACGACCACGACAUAAAAGAGUCGCCAAUAAAAGAGGAAAUGCCCAGUGCUCCUGAGCACGAGGAAGGAGAUGUUAUCAUGGAAAGUGAAAGAAAAGAGGAGGAAGAGGACUAUCAACUGACCGUAGACGACCUCUGCCUGCUUUGUGAUUUAUUUUACCUACCAUUCGAGCAUGGACCGCAGGGCAUGCAGUUGCUUCAAGAGUUUAACUGGUUGAAGCUCAACGCACACAUAGUCGCUAGCAAUCCGUCCAAAACGACUGCAGCUGUGUCUCCCGAAGUUAAAGAAUGGCAUCAGCGAGCUGAAAAGUUCGACACCAUGUCACGUGCAUUGAACAAGUUGUUCACUCGCUUGACAUACAUCAAUAAUCGCGAAUUGUUGUACGAACUUUAUCCGUACGUUUGGGACAUGCGAGGUGUUGUUGCCCUACUCAAUUCCUACGUCAAAUGGUUAUCUUUUAAUCAAGGAUCGAAACAAGGAUUCCUAAGCGGUGAACAAGAACCAUGGGUCUUCCGCGGAGGUCUUGCUGCUGAUUUGCAGUGCAAAGAGAGUCACGGCAUGUUUGUUAGGCAAAACAGUUGCAUUGUAUUAGAUGAUGGAGUUGAAGAUAAUCCUCCUCGUGCCACGUCUAUUUCUCCUCCAAUCCCUGAAUCACCAGCCGUGUUUGAUGACAAGUUAAAAGUGAAGAGCAGGCUGCCCAUAUUAGCUACCCCCAAAACGCCGUCAUUACAACAUGGCUCGUCUCAACCACAGACUACUCCACUCUCGUCACGCGUGGAGACACAGCCUAAGGCUGACGAGUCUGUUCCUUCUACUCCCAAAGGUGAUUUGGCCGGAAAGCGGGCAAUUCCAAGCGGGCAAUUUAUUGAAACCGGUUUCGUUGAGACAUUGAAAACUCAGUUUACUCCUGGACAAGCUCUCUCACCUUCUCUCUCCAUGGCUAUUGAAGAAAGAGUGUCGGGUCUGCAAUUGUCGCAGGAAAACGAGAACCUCAAAGCAGAGAUUCGCGACCUAAAUGAAAAGUUGGAAACUCUGAAAGUCAGGCGAAAUCAGGACAAGGAAAAACUAAAAGAGGCAGAUAAGAUGCGGCUGCAGUUGGAUCAGCUACUUGAAUUUAAACGAGCUAUCCUUGAAUCUCAGUCACAACUACAGAAAGAGUUGGCGCGCGUUAAGCAAGAAGCAAAAGAUGCUCUAAUAGAACAACAGUCCAAAAACCAUGACAGUGAUGAGUAUCAGGAGAUGUUGGAAAUGGCAACGCUAGACAAGGAAAUGGCAGAAGAAAAAGCAGAGAGUUUGCAGUUGGAACUUGAACAAGCGAAGCAAAAAGUUGAGGAAUUGGCUUUAGAUCUGGAACUUCUGAAGGCCGAAAUGAGUGAAAAGGGUAUCGAAGGGGCCGGUUCUAGUCUCGAAAUAAAACAACUGGAACAGCAAAACAUUCGAAUGAAGGAAACACUGGUCAAGAUGAGAGAUUUGGCUGCCCAUGAAAAGCACCAGCAUCAACGCGUAUUGAAAGAGAUGGAAGACAAAUUAAGCGAACUUAAUGAUCUGAAAAAAGCGAAACAAUCUCUAACUACCCAAGUAGAAGAGAAACGUGCGAUGGUGACUGAAUUGCAAGAGCAAGUAGACGCAGCUUUGGGUGCCGAAGAAAUGGUAGAGCAGUUAACUGAUCGCAACCUGGCUCUCGAAGAAAAAAUUGGUGAGCUUCAAGAUGCUGUUGCUGAUUUGGAACAGCUCCAUGACAUGAAUGAAGAACUGCAAGAGACGGCUCGAGAGACUGAACUCGAACUUCGGGAGGAAUUGGAUAUAUCAAGAACAAAGAUCCAAGAGAUGAUCAAAGAGCGCGAUGCUAUCCACGAAAUGGUAGCGGACCGCAACGGAACCAUCGAUAAGUUCCGCGAAGUGGUUCAGCAGAUGCAGCAGUCUAAUCUUCAACUAAGAGAAGCUUUGGAACGUGAGACCAACAAGCCGGUGGGAGCACCGCCUGAGGUCAUUGAUUACCAAAAGAUGUUUACUGAAACCAAGACUUUCACGAAGACGAUUGAUCUAGAAUUACGCAAGCUUGAUGUUCAGCAGGCUUUGCAGCAUGUUUCUUAUCUCUGUACAUAUAUGCCGGAUUCAUUUAUGGCACGAGGAGGGGACUACCACAGCGUACAGCAACUGCUCUUGAUGUCUAGGCUGCUCUUCAAAUGCGAUAUGCUCGCUGCUCAAGUAAAAGAGAAAUUCCCCGGGUGUGCCGGGGACUUGUCAAACACUGUCAAAUCAGCAGGGGCCGACCAAUGCAUCUUUGGAGCACGAUUCCUUCAUUGGAUUUUCGCCCUUCAGGGGGUUGUUCGCCAAUUCUCGUAUGCCUUAAACAGUUGCUCUCCGCAGCAAUUCCUCGAGAUGGGAACGCUGCACCAAGAGAUGUUGCAACAAGAAAAAGCAAUUGAUUUUUACGUGGAACUUUUACGUAAAGAUCAGUUGGACGAAAACGUUCAGUUAGAAGCUUUGGAGAAGGUCGUCACAUAUUUCAACAGUAUCUACGCUGUGCAGUUUAGCUCGUUCACUAACGGUGUAGCUUUAUUGACCGAUCAUGCCAAAGUUCUUUUGGCUUCGUGUUGUGGAUUGACCGCGCUAGGUAGCCGAGUACAGUCGAUGAUGCAGAGUGGACAUGAAGGUAGCGACGUGGCGAAAUCCAUUAAGGAAGUGCUCAGCCAAGCUAACCAAUGGCAGCAAUACGCCCGAACGAUUAAGCGUCGGUUACCUACUGAUGGGUCCACUGGUCCUAUCAAUCUUCCUGUUGAAACAACGCCCAGGAUGACACAGUGUGCUGGUCAUUUGUCUAGACUGCUCAAAACUAUGUUGGCGUGGUGUCGUAUGGUCUCUCAACAACUUUCUGUCAGCAGCGAACCGGAUUCUGGUGUGGCGAUUGCCAAAAUGCGAGAACUCGCUCAUGCGGCUGCCGACCAAGUUUACACAGACGAUUAUACCAGUGAUAAUGGGUUUUUUGACAGCAUCCACGCCUCUCUCUCAUUCGUCAAUACUACGUUUUCGACUGUUUCAAAUUCUCUGGUUGAUGGACAGUACGAUUUUGAUGGAACACCCACUGUUGAGGCUCCAAAGGCGCCGGUGGGCUUGCGAGCACAGACUCUGAAAGCAGAAAUCCGGGAUUUAGAAAAUCUGCGGCAUAAACUGGAUGAACGCGAAUCGUUGAUUAAGGAGCUCAAUAUCAUGUUAAGGAACAAACAAGAAGAAUUGAGCGAGAUGAACGUGCGUAAAGAGAUGACAGAGAAGAAACUAUCGAACCUUGCUCGUGAUAACGAAGUAGCAACGGAAAAGUUAACGCGCAAAUUGGAAGACAACAUGCUGUUGUUGAAACGCAAGGAGAAAGAAUUUAAUGAGACCCUAGAACACUUGCAAUCCGAUAUGGCUACGCUAGAAAAAGAAAAGGCUGAAUUAAAAGAAAAAUUAAUGCACAGCUCCAAAAAGGUUCUGCUUGAAGGAUUGACGAAAUCAGCAGCCGGCCCGGCGCCUUUUGCUUUCCCUACUCAUGCACCGGCGCAUCCUGCUCCCGUGCCAGCAGAAACAACACCCUCAUCGUCUUCUACUGUCCAUGAUUCGCCGCUUUUAUUAAAUAAGAUCUCGCACUUACGUGAAGCGCUCCGCCAGUCCGAAAUGGAAAAGGCUCGUUUAAUGGGCGAUGAUUUACGGAAGAAAUUUGAAGCCCUGCCUCCUUUGCGGCUACCGGCGAAAAAUAUUCCUGUUUCCGAUGACACUUUGGAAGUGAAUCGUUUAAUUAAACAGGCUGCGGAACUAAAAAGGAAUAUUUUGAGAACCCAUAGUCAAUGCAAAUUUAUCGAUCCUACUGACCCUAAAUUCAACCAGAAAUCAAACAACUUGUCCACACAGCUAUCCAUUCAACGAAUGCAAAUGGAACGUGACGUUAUAAAACUGCAGGCUGCUGUGGCACGUUUAGCAGCGUCGCGCAAACCUGGAGCGGAAAUCCGAACAGCAACUACUACUUUCCCUAUUCCGGAGUUGAGCAAGGCUAUGAAUGAUUCGGCCGCAGUGGAACUGGGGCAUUUGUCGUUACCGUUGAAGAACACUUUGGAUGGGAAUCAACCUCUACCGCUUGUGUUGGGCAUGAAAGAAAUCCGCCACCUACACCAAAUGGUUUUGACUAUGGUGUAGAUUUAAAAAAAAUGGCCUUUUUCCUUCCUGCUUCCACCUUGCACUCCUCCUUAAUGCACGCUUCCUAAUUUUCCGGAUUUUAGCGCUCCCUUCGUCAUUCCUAUGGGGCAGCUUUACCGCUUUUUACAUAAUGCAAAUUAAGUAUUUAUCGUAUUCAUCAUGAAUGUAAUCAUCAAAGCUGUAUUUUCAAUCUCUGCCGAAGGUUGAAUGAAGUUUAACUAUUAGAAACGAA
Molecule: messenger RNA, 6085 nt
Organism: Daphnia magna
Lineage: Eukaryota; Metazoa; Arthropoda; Branchiopoda; Diplostraca; Daphniidae
Product: dynactin subunit 1
Exons: 22
Coding region: 268-5853 (1861 amino acids)
Biological process (GO): glycoprotein metabolic process
Molecular function (GO): beta-N-acetylglucosaminidase activity
Source: RefSeq, a predicted model, not a curated record